Fundulus heteroclitus (mummichog) is the source of this 4149-nucleotide messenger RNA. RefSeq lists its product as uncharacterized. Gene Ontology annotation, biological process: 3'-UTR-mediated mRNA destabilization; nuclear-transcribed mRNA catabolic process, RNase MRP-dependent. Bases 329 to 2095 code for a protein of 588 amino acids. Gene Ontology annotation, molecular function: RNA endonuclease activity; mRNA binding; metal ion binding. The transcript is spliced from 6 exons. The record is from RefSeq and is a predicted model, not a curated record. Gene Ontology annotation, cellular component: nucleus; cytoplasmic ribonucleoprotein granule. Lineage: Eukaryota; Metazoa; Chordata; Actinopteri; Cyprinodontiformes; Fundulidae.
UUCACGCCGUUCUCUGCUGAGCGGAGAAAAACAGAGACGCAGCUUCCGCGUUGCGCCUCAGAUUCAGAGACUGGAACCUGAGCGGAGAGACACACCUGAGGGGCAGGUGAGCUGCUGGCAGCGGGUUCGGACGGGUUCUGCCAGGUACCGGGACUUUCUACCUUCCCCUGCUCUCAGUGAACAACCCGACCGGAUCUUCCUGCUGAAGGUGGAGCGUCCAGAAAACUCAAUAAAGGUUCCUGAGGAAGCGGCUCGUCUCGCUCCGUUGGUCCCGGCCUUCGUCCCUGAGGAGCCGUCCUCACCUGGUGCUUCUCACGCAGGUGAGGCGAUGAAAGCAGAUGUUGGUCCACUUCCAGCUGCGCAGCCGUGGAGCAGAACCACCGCCACACGCCCGGCCGUCUGUGAAUGGGACCCCUGUGAGAAGAUGCUGGAGCCGGACACUCAGAUGGACUUCUUCCAUAAACUGGGAUUCUCCACGGCUCAGGUGCGGGCCGUCCAGCAGAAGUUCGGCACCGACACGGACAAAGUGCUGGGAGAGCUGGUUCGGGUCGGAGCCGGUCGGAGCGCCAAGCAGGGCCCGGUGACCACCGUGUCGGUGCUGAUGCCCAGAGGGGACUCAGAGGCCGGGGCCCCCGAGCUGCUGGUGCCCGUCACAGACUCGUCUCCUCGGAGCAGAGAAGGUGGAGAAGAUGGAGACGCUCUGAGGGCCGUGGUGAUAGACGGCAGCAACGUGGCCAUGAGCCACGGGAACAAGGAGGUCUUCUCCUGCCUGGGAAUCCAGCUGGCCGUGAACUUCUUCCUGGACCGAGGCCACACUGACGUCACCGUCUUCGUCCCGUCGUGGAGGAAAGAGCAGCCCCGACCGGACGUUCCCAUCACAGAUCAGCACAUCCUCAGAGAGCUGGAGCGGAAGAAGGUUCUGGUGUUCACGCCGUCCCGCCGGGUGGCAGGAAAACGGGUCGUGUGCAACGACGACUGCUUCAUCGUGAAGCACGCCUUCGAGUCGGACGGCGUGAUCGUGUCCAACGACCUGUACCGGGACCUGCAGGGCGACCGGCCCGAGUGGAAGCGCUUCAUCGAGGAGCGGCUGCUCAUGUACUCCUUCGUCAACAACAAGUUUAUGCCUCCUGACGAUCCGCUGGGCCGACACGGACCCAACCUGGAGAACUUCCUGAGGAAGUUUCCAAAAACCCAGAAGAAGCAGGCCUGCCCCUAUGGGAAGAAGUGUACCUACGGGAUCAAAUGUAAGUUCUACCAUCCGGAGCGAGCCAAGCAGUCCAACAGAACCGUGGCCGACGACCUGCGGCAGAACGCCAAGAACCCGCCGGCCUCCCAGAAACCGGGCCCGGCCCGCUGCGGUUCUGCUCCCGGGCUCAGCCUCUCUGUGGUGGAGGACAUGGCGGAGAGGCUGACUCUGGCCCAGGAGCCUCCGGCGCGGGGCGGCCAUCGCUCCGCCAAGAAGCCUCAGCCCAGGAGGGAGAAGGCGGGCCAGCGUUCGGACCGGGCCUCGGUCCGGUACCACGACUCUCAGGACCAGCUGGACUCGGGUUUGGGCUCCAUAGACAGUCAGCUGGUGGAGAACAUGUGGAGUCUGCAUGAUCCCAAGUACGACCCGGCGUACGGUACCGUCCCGCCUCGGUUCUGCCCGCCAGGCAGCGCCGCCUGCAGCUGCUGCUCACACGGUCCGUUCCAGCGAACCGGGGCGGUACCGCCGAGCGGCCGCGGCACCGAUCCGACCCCCUACAGCCUGCCGGGCUUUCCCGGCUGUGGCCCGAUCCCACCCAGCAGGUCUGCCUUCAGUCAGCCUGCAGACUUCCAGCGCAGGCGGGUCCAAACCCAUCAGCACCCCUCUUACUGGUCCGACCCGUUCGCCUGUCGCCUUCCACAGAACCAAAGUUCUCCAUGGGAGGCCGGUCCGGGUCCGGGUCCAGGUCCGGGUCCGGGGGAGAGGGAAGUGGUGCGGAAGAAGCUUCUGGCCAUCUUCAGUGCCCAGCUGGUGGACACGGCCAUGGACCGGUUCCCUCAGGUGUUGGACCCACAGGUGCUGGUGGCAGAGAUCCUGGUUCUCCAGAGUCAGAACCGGUCCCAGAGAUGAGUCCGGUCCGGCUGGAAGGCGUCGUCCCUCAGACCAACAUGAGUUGGUGUGUUUUGGUAUAGUGGCAUCCACCUGGGAAUAAACUGUCUCUGCGCUCCAGAACCGGGUCGGGCCGCCUGGUCGGGCCGCCGGGUCGGGCCGCCGGGCAGAGGCGCUGAGCAUCUGAUACAAAUUGUAUCUUUAUUUUAAAAAAGUGGGUUCUAGUCACUAAACGGGUCCAGUUCAUCUGUACAGUGUUACUGAUUUACGUCAGAACUUUUUCAUUAAUGCUGUUAUUUUAUCAUUUAGUUCUCAUGCAGACAAAAACACCAGCUGUAUUUCCUCUGAGAGCCAGAACCUGCUGUGGUUCUGACCCACUUUAAACACUCCGGUGUUUGUUAUAAAGCUGACUCUGUCCCUAAUGAGAUAGAAAGUGAGCAUAGAAACUUGUCUGCCAUAUUGGCAGCAUCUGUCCUGGUUCUGUUGCACAAACUGAAUCAAACUGUCCGUUCGGUUCCGGAGGUUCUGUUGCAGAACAGAAAUCUUUCUGUGUGGUGUUCUCCGUGUGCGUGAUUGUAAAAGCAGAAUAAAUCUGUAGGGAUGGUAGAACCUUUUUAAGGUCAAUACGGACUCCAGAACAUUUCAAACUGUACAAGAACCGCAGAACUAUUGGGAGGUUCUGUUGGUCCAUCCCACUGCGCCAUUGCUGCAGGAAAAAGGUUCUGUCCAGAUGGCGCGGACUGCAAGAACAAAGGGAUGUGAUUCUGUUCCUUUAAAGCAAAUUACCCAAAAGUUCUGCAGGUUCUGCCAGAACCCACAAACCGGACCUCAGUUUGAAUGAAUUUAGUGACAUGAACGUGAGGAACAAUAAUCUGGUUUAUUUUAGAACCAAAGGAUGAACAUGUGACGUCUGACCAGAGGGGGCAGCACUGAGCCACAUUUACCGGAUCAAAGACGUUUUAAUGUUUCACUUCUGCUUGUCUAAAGGUUAGAAAUAAUGUUUAGCUUCUCUGUCCACCUCUGAGUUGGACCAGAAACGUUCUGGACUGUUUUCACUGGAGAACUUCGGUUCAGAACCUCCCUCUUGUACAGCAGCAGCUCCAUCAGAACAUCUCUGAGGGAUGUGAGGAACCCAUCAUUACGUGGCAGCAGAACAAAAGUCCUGAAUUCAGUCAGUCAGAGACGCUCUUAGUGGUUCCCAGCAGUCUCGGCUAAAUUUGGCAGAACUUUGGUUCCUAAGGGAAGGUUCUUCACAUGUAGAGGCUUAUUAGGAGUCUCAAUGUGGACCUUUAUGUUCCACCUGCGUGAUCCAACAGGAUCUGCUAGAACAGAACCUGUCCGUUCGUAUUAUGCUGCUUUUAAUUAUUUCUAUGAUGACGUUGUUAUUUUCAUACAAAUUAAACUGUUCUCACCUGCCUCCACAAGAACAUCGGUUCUGCUUGGAAAUUAUUGUUCUCGGCUGCUGUAGAACCAACUGAACUUUGGUUCUGAUGAGGUUCUGAUGAGUGUAAAUAUGGAAAUGUCUCAUAUUAUCAAUCUCUUCAUUUUUACACGUUAAUAUUAGUCAACAUAAGAGAAAAGAGGAAGAAAAACGGUUUAAUACUAAAUUAAAGCGUUCAUAGUUUUGCUUUUUGCUUUUCUCACAUUGUUGUUUUAUUAACUGAGGGGGUUUGACUUUUUUUGGGACUUCAGAUUUUAAAUGUAACUUUGCUUUGUCUGAACCUAGAAGACUUAUUUAGGUUGAAAUGUGUCUAAAUGAGGGUCUGAUACAGCUUUAACAUUUAAAUCAGGUAUAUUCAGACUGAGAAUCUGUUUAAAAUUUGCUGUAUUUGUUUUCUGCCAUUUAGUUGUUAAAAUAUGAACUAUAUUUUUGUAUUAUUGUUGUUGUUUUUUUUAAUAGAGAAGCAAGGCAUUGCUGCCGGUUACCUGGACCUUAUUACCGUUGAGCUGACCUCUCAGAGCUGUGUGUAUAUACGAAAUGUAACUAUAAAUACAAUUUUAUAUAAAUGCUACUGAAGCCUUUUCUACUGAAUAAUAAUUUGUAAAAAUAAAUAUUUCUUCAGUAACUUUGAAAA